GCUCAGCCCCGCGCCUCUCUUCAGCCCGGGCGCGUACGAGCGCCUGGCGCUGCUGCUCGGCUCCAUCGGGCUGCUGGGCGUCGGCAACAACCUGCUGGUGCUCGUCCUCUACUACAAGUUCCAGCGGCUCCGCACUCCCACCCACCUCUUGCUGGUCAACAUCAGCCUCAGUGACCUGCUGGUUUCCCUCUUCGGGGUCACCUUUACCUUCGUGUCCUGCCUGAGGAACGGCUGGGUCUGGGACACCGUGGGCUGCGUGUGGGACGGGUUUAGCAGCAGCCUCUUCGCAGAUGUAAACCUUUGAAUGCUUCCUAGGAAGUGAAAGAGCUUCAUUCGGGUCGUCAGAAAUGCAAAUCGGCAUGUGGCCUUAUAAGCUAUUUCUACUGUAUUUUCCUCCUUAGUCGUUCCAGCACACCGAAAUCUGAGAGAAGAGUUCCGGUCACAAAUGCAUGUGUGAUGCAUUUUGACAUUUACUGCUAAGAUGAAAUGCAGGAAUGAAAACCACACAUCCGUUUUAGUGUUCUCAGAUGUGAUUAGAUAUACUUUAUCAUAUUUUUAUGCUACUGACCUAUAAGGAAAACAAUAUUAAGAAAGGGUAACUGUAAACAGCUAGUUCCUGCAACCUCAGUACUUCUGGGAUGACCUGGAAUAACACAAGGAGAGAUUUUAUAACAGCAUAUCAACAUCUCAGCUGAGCCCUCAGCCUAGACUCACACACAUUUCCUUUAUCGGCAGUUGUCACCAGACGCUUUAUUUCCCAGAAUGGCGGACAGUCUUCCCACAGAGUUCGAUGUGGUCAUAAUAGGGACAGGUCUGCCCGAAUCCAUCCUUGCAGCUGCGUGUUCAAGAAGUGGCCAGAGGGUUCUGCAUCUUGAUUCAAGAAGUUACUAUGGAGGAAACUGGGCAAGUUUCAGCUUUUCGGGAUUGCUCUCCUGGUUGAAGGAGUAUCAGCAAAACAGUGACAUUGUGGAAGAAAGUACUGCCUCAUGGCAAGGCCUGAUCCAUGAAACAGAAGAAGCUAUCACUCUUCGCAAGAAGGACGAAAGUAUUCAACACACAGAAGUUUUUUGUUAUGCCAGUCAGGAUAUGGAUGACAAUAUUGAAGAGACUGAUGCUCUGCAGAAAAAUACUUCCUCAGUAACAUCUAGUACCACCACUAAACCUCUGGAUUCUGCAUGCUUGUCUGAAGAAACACAUUCAUUAUAUGCUACUGACCAUGAAUUGCCUGCCAAAGGCACUCCAAAAAGUGAUGGAGAAAUUUCACUAGAAGUAACUGAUGUUGAGGACACCUUGGCAAAAGAAAAAUAUUGUGGAGAUAAAACUUGUAUACACACAGUUUCAGAUGGAGAUAAAGAUGAAAACAAGCCUAUAGAGGAAGACAACACUGACCAACCAAAGAGAAAUAAGAUUACUUACUCUCAAAUAGUUAAAGAAAGCAGGAGGUUUAAUAUUGAUUUGGUAUCAAAGCUGCUGUAUUCUCAAGGAUUGCUAAUUGAUCUCCUAAUCAAAUCAAAUGUUAGUCGUUAUGCAGAAUUUAAAAAUGUCACUAGGAUUCUUGCAUUUCGUGAAGGAAAAGUAGAACAGGUGCCUUGUUCCAGAGCAGAUGUCUUUAAUAGCAAAGAACUCACUAUGGUUGAAAAGAGGAUACUGAUGAAAUUUCUUACAUUUUGUUUAGACUAUGAACAACAUCCUGAUCAAUACCAGGCUUUUGUGCAAUGCUCAUUUUCAGAGUACUUACAAACUAAAAAAUUAACCCCCAAUCUCCAGCAUUUUGUGCUGCACUCAAUUGCAAUGACAGAAUCAUCUUGCAGUACAAUAGAUGGCCUUAAAGCAACUAAAAACUUCCUUCGGUGUCUUGGACGGUUUGGCAACACUCCCUUUUUAUUUCCCUUGUAUGGGCAAGGAGAAAUUCCCCAGUGUUUCUGCAGGAUGUGUGCAGUUUUUGGUGGAAUCUAUUGUCUUCGUCAUAAAGUUCAAUGCCUUGUAGUUGACAAAGAAUCUGGAAGAUGUAAAGCAAUUAUAGAUCACUUAGGUCAAAGAAUAAAUGCUAAAUAUUUUAUUGUGGAGGAUAGUUACCUUUCUGAGGAAACAUGCUCAAAUAUACAGUAUAAGCAGAUCUCCAGGGCAGUGCUCAUUACAGAUCAGUCUAUACUAAAGGCAGAUUCAGAUCAGCAAAUUUCCAUUUUGGUAGUGCCUCCAGUGGAAUCAGGAACAUGUGCUGUUCGUGUCACUGAAUUAUGUUCUUCAACCAUGACGUGCAUGAAAGACACCUAUCUGGUACAUCUGACCUGUUCAUCUUCUAAAACAGCACGAGAAGACUUAGAGUUAGUAGUGAAGAAAUUAUUCACCCCAUUUACUGAAACAGAAAUAGACAAGGAAGAACUUACAAAGCCAAGACUCUUGUGGGCUCUUUAUUUUAAUAUGAGAGAUUCCUCGGGAAUCAGCAGAAGCUCAUAUAAUGGCUUACCUUCCAAUGUUUAUGUCUGCUCUGGGCCUGACUGUGGACUGGGAAAUGAGCAUGCAGUCAAGCAAGCUGAAACGCUUUUCCAGGAGAUCUUUCCCAAUGAAGAAUUCUGCCCCCCACCUCCGAAUCCAGAAGACAUUAUCUUUGAUGGUGAUGAUAAACAACCAGAGGCUCCUGGAACCAAUAAUAUAAUCAUGGCCAAACUGGACUCCUCUGACGAAGUAAAAACCUAGAAAGCCCAGGGAAGCACCUUCAAAACUAGAAAAAAGCAAACUGGAAAUGCUACUUUGGGCGUGCAUCCUGGCAUCAGAAUAUUUUCAUUUAAAGGACCAUUUCCUAUAUGAUUAAUUAGAACUUGUUAUAUGAUAAAUGCUAUGCAGAUGUUGUCUUUAAUUCUGUUUGAGACAUUCAGUCAUUGGAUGUCGUUGUUAAUCUAUCAGUAACUGAUUGAUUAUUGGAUAAGGUUAGUUUUAUUUUAGUAUUGAGUGUAUUAGUGAGGGUUCUAUAUUAGCAACUGUGCUUAAAGGGAUGUAAUAUGUGUCUGCUAAUGACCUUCAGAUUUUAUUAGUCUAUAAUAAUAAUAUCUAAGGAAUAUUUUAUUUACUUUUGCAAUUAUUUUAGUUGCUACUGCCUCUGAAUAAUUAAACACAUACAGUAAAUUAUGUGGGUCUUUUGUAUAUAAUAUAAAUGUACAGACACAGUGGUAGCAAUAGCAACUUAUGCAAGUGCCAACUGUUAAAAGAUUAGCUUUGGAUGAUCCUUUAUUUGUGAAGGUCUAGUGUUUACAACACAUUGUGCAGUUCAGUUCCCCUACUUGACCCUUGUAACCGGUGAGGCAGUGACACCACCACAAUCUUCUGUAUUACAGAAAGUGGUGGAUUGUUCAUCUGGUCACUGAAGAGGUCAUUCUUGGGAAAUUUGACCCAAAGGAAAUCUAGGGGUCAGAUUAGUUCUGGUUUAAUACUUCAGAAAAUUUCUGCAGAGCCCUGUGCUGGCACCUAAAAGAAAACUUCCAACAACUAACUCAGGCCAAAAGAAAAAAAAUAUAUUGCCCCAGGAAAAGGUACUGCAGAUUGGCUGUUUUGAAAUUCCUAAGAAGAGAUGGAGUGAGGCAUUUCUAACCUGGGAUACUGGUGGUUUUUCAAAGCCAUCCAUAGAUUUCCCGAGGUUUCUUCAUGAGGGUGAGAUCUACCACCUUGUUGGCACUACCACUUUAAUUAGCAGCACUGACUAUGACAGAUAGGAGUGAAUGGAAGGAGGGUUUCACCAAGUCUCCCUUGAGUCUCACCUCGCAGUUAGUGAGAUGACUGCCUCCAUGAUCACUUCUGCCUUUCAACUGUUAUCUAGAGAACAGAAACAUUUUUUUCUAGAGCCAUCAGAAGUCAAAACUGUUGUAUUCCAGUAGUGAAAACCUGUGGGGUUGUCAGAAGAGGUAAACUGCCUCCCCCUUCAGUCUCCUGUUUCCAUUCCUCUGAAUGGUACUCCUAUAGGAAGAGAGCCCUCCAGAGCCAAUUUUCAUUCUGGAAUGGAGCAUUUACUUAUGUGCUAGGCACCUGUGCUUUCUAGUUACAGUUUCUCAACACCCUGUGAGGCUGAUAGUAUUGAAUACGUUUUUAAAGAAGAGGCAAAGAGGUAAAGACAAUUAUUAAUAAUUUGCCCAGGGUCUGGUAUGUGGAAGAGCCAAUGUUGGAAUCCAGGCUGUCAGGAUUUUGAAGUCUCUGAUAACAUUAACUGUUAGAGGAGUGCAGGCGCUGCAGGAGGAGAAGACGCUCAUGAAAGUCCAUGUAGCAUUUCGGGGGAAGCAGAGCAGACAGACUCCAGUCUCUCAGCUUAUACUCAGAUCAGGGAAAUGUGAAGAUAAGGAUUAAUUAGAAAUAAAUAUAGUUUAGAGCUAAGGAGCUCAUGGAAGCAGAAUUUGGCUAAGUUUUAACAAAGUAAUGCUUUUUAAUAAUGUUUCUUUUGAUCUGAACGUGUUAUAAAAAUAUGCAGAUGUUACUAGGCCAAAAUAAGUUGUGAAUAGUCUUUUGUUGCUCUUCUGUAUGUGAGGAAAAUGAAACAAAGACUUAAGUAAUUUACAGCUUACUGAAAAUAGAAGUCAUGAAUUGGUAUUAAUAUUUAUGCAUUUUUUUAAUAUGGCAAAGUGGUUCUAUUAGGUAUAUCCUAAGGUUUAAACGUAUCAAAAUAAUUUCACAAUCUAUAAAACAGAGAUAAUACUUUGCAGAAUUAUUGUGAAGAUUAAGUUAGAUAAUGUCUUUGAAAUCAUAUCCAAAGGAAUGCCACUAGAUGACAUUAAUAUGUAGAUUUAUUACACUUCCACUUAACAUUCCAACUGAUACUUUAUAUAAUUUGACAGAAUUGUGGCAAAUUAGGAAAAUAGGCAAGGAAAGAUAGAUUUAUCUUUUUAACUUAGGGAAAAAGAAAUGAGAGCCUUGCCCUUUAAAUCCUAAAUUAACCUUUCUAAAUAUACUAUGAUGCUGAGUAGGAAGUUUAACUGAGACUUAAUAAACCAGUUGGAAAGAUAUAAUUAUGUAAUAACUACUGGUGGAAAGAUUAAUUGGAUGUCAGUGUGAAAAAAAGAAUUAGGCCCACUUUACACAUGGUAAGACCAUUCAUUCCGUAUGAAUUAAAAUGUUGAUUAUAAAGGUAAAAAUAAAAAGACUACAAUUCUCAUCCCAGUAGUACAAAAGAAACUUUAUGGCAGUGGAAAUAUCAUUGGCAGCGUAGGUGAGAUCAACUAAAGAAAGAUGAAAAAUGUACACUAAAUAGGAAGAAG
Messenger RNA from Leptonychotes weddellii (Weddell seal), 5237 nucleotides. Lineage: Eukaryota; Metazoa; Chordata; Mammalia; Carnivora; Phocidae. The record is from RefSeq and is a predicted model, not a curated record.